UGCACGAGCUGAGUGAAAAGGGGAGCAUUAAGACCCAGGAGUAGUGGGGGACUGCAGCAUUGAGCAGGAGGAGGUGGAGAAGCAGGCAGUGAGGGUGGGAGCCAUCUGGUACUUUGGUAGCAUCUCUAACAGCAUCAGCAUUGGCCAUAACAAGAGAAAUAUGGCCAGUCAGUCCCAGGGCAUCCAGCAGCUCCUGCAAGCUGAGAAGCGGGCAGCUGAGAAGGUGGCAGAUGCCCGAAAGAGGAAGGCCCGCCGACUGAAGCAGGCAAAAGAGGAAGCCCAGAUGGAGGUGGAACAGUACCGCAGGGAGCGAGAGCAGGAAUUCCAGAGCAAGCAGCAGGCGGCCAUGGGCUCCCAGGGGAACCUAUCUGCGGAGGUGGAGCAGGCAACAAGGCGCCAGGUGCAGGGAAUGCAGAGCUCCCAGCAGAGAAACCGGGAGCGUGUCCUGGCCCAGCUUCUUGGCAUGGUCUGCGAUGUCAGGCCCCAGAUCCACCCCAACUACUGGAUCACUGCCUAAGCUCCACCCCAGAGCCUGACUCCCCCUGCCAGUCCCUUCCCUCAAAAAAAUUCCCCAAACCCAAAUCACCCCCUAACAUAGUCCUUCUCUCCAUUCCAUUCCCUGGAAAUUGUAGGAGGCAGAUUCCAAUAAUUCUCCUGUAAAACUUUUAAAUAUCCUGCUCAGACCUGAAUCUCCUUGAUGUUCUUUAACUCUCACUGUAAUCUUGUAAACUCCCAAGUCACUCUCACCCACCACCUACUUGAAAUUUGUAGCAUGGAGAAAUACGGAUGUGGGAAACACUUAGACUUCAGAGCCUGGCAGAAAUGGGAGAGGAACCAGGCUUGCCACUCUCUACCUACAUAACCUGGGACAAGAUCCUUAGUCUCACAGCCUGUGUGCCCCUCUGUGAAACUGGAAAAAUAAUAAUGCCUACCUUGGGGGUUGCUGUAAUGGUUAAGAAUCAUCCUAUAAAGAGCAUAGUAUGGUUCCUGGUAUGUAGUAGCUGUGAUGAUAAGGCAACCCUGUGAUAUUAUCACCACCAGUGCCCACCUGCCAAAACCUAAAUAUAACUCUUAUAUUUAGAGUUAUAUUCUCCAAUGACUCUCCAAAUCUACUAAUUCAUUCUGUGGCACUAGUAAUUCUCUGAAGAAUUGUUUUUUCCUGCCUCUCUUUCCCCAGAGACCUUAUGGUCUCCUAAAGGAUGAAAUUAUGACCUCAUUUAGACCCUCUACUACAGUUCCAGGAAGAGACUGCAUUUUAUGGCCUUUUGUCUCCCUUAAGCUUGUCUUUCUCUUUCUUCGAUUUCCCCCUUUUCCUGUUUCCUCAAAGACCCAUCUGAUGCCCAUACUUCCUGACAUUAAAGUGAUGCUCUAUAACCUCAUUAGUACUGCCUUUCUGUCUAGAUUCUCAACACCUUACUUUCCCUUUGAAUUCCACCUGUUUGUGACAAUUAAAAAAGUGUCAAUAAAAUAACCUGUGGGCAAACCAUUUGGUGAGUGGAA
Messenger RNA from Choloepus didactylus (southern two-toed sloth), 1500 nucleotides. It is a transcript of the gene ATP6V1G2, whose product is annotated as ATPase H+ transporting V1 subunit G2. The transcript has 3 exons. The record is from RefSeq and is a predicted model, not a curated record. Gene Ontology annotation, biological process: proton transmembrane transport. Gene Ontology annotation, cellular component: vacuolar proton-transporting V-type ATPase complex. Bases 161 to 517 code for a protein of 118 amino acids. Gene Ontology annotation, molecular function: proton-transporting ATPase activity, rotational mechanism. Lineage: Eukaryota; Metazoa; Chordata; Mammalia; Pilosa; Megalonychidae.